Pelagomonas calceolata is the source of this 1006-nucleotide messenger RNA. The record is from the annotation of a GenBank genome assembly. Lineage: Eukaryota; Pelagophyceae; Pelagomonadales; Pelagomonadaceae.
GCGUCCGCGGCGUGACAACAACGUAUACGUGCAGCCGUCGUGCGCAUUUGCUGGGAAUCGCUCGCUAGUUGAGCUGUUCGAGCCCUCGUGCAAGAUCCGCGCGUAGCUUGUGCUGCACUGCUCUCACUGACCACUGGGUGUGCACACUGCACACACGCCGGCGCCGCGUUUUGACGCUAUUCUGUGGCGCCACCGCGUCCACAAAUAUGGUGCGCCUCCUCGCCGCCACGCGCUUGCUGCUGGAGCGCCGCAACUUCUUGCUCGCGACCACCCUCGCCUCGCGCGCGCUCGCGACGACCUCGCCGCAGCUCCAGCUGCGGCCCGGCGAGGCGACGAGCGACGACGAGAAGACGAUCUAUUUCGUGAGGCACGCCGAGGGCUACCACAACAAGGGCGAGCGCGAGCUGCCGAACUGGAAGUCCGACAACCUGGGGCUCGACCCCAAGUACCGCGACGCGCGCCUGACGCCGGCCGGCGUCGCGCAGUCGCAACAGCUGAACGCAGACCUCCGCAAAAGGUCCGUGCCGCCGCCAGAGUUAGUCGUCGUGAGCACGCUGUCGCGCACGAUCCAGACGGCUCAAACCGGUUUUAAAGAUCUGCCAGGCUGGCCCACGACCUUCGUCGGCACCGAACUCUGCCGCGAGCGCAUCUCCGUCCACGAGUGCGACCACCGGCGGACCCUGACUGACCUGAGGAAGGAUUUCCCCUUCGUCGACUUCGCCCUCGUGAAGGACGAGGACGACGUCCUGUGGACGGCGCGCAAGGAGAACGAGCCCUCGGAGAUGGCGGCGACGCUUUGUUAUGAGAGAGCGGACGAGUUCCUGAAUUGGCUGAAGAACCGGCCCGAACGGAAUAUCGCCGUCGUCGCGCACUGGGUCUUCCUGAAGCACAUGUUCACGGCGCACGCGGCCGACCCGGCGCUGGCGACGAACUUUAGGAAUGCGGAGCUCCGCACGGCGGCGCUCUUUCGCGGCAGCGGGAAGGUCGAGCUCUAAUUAAUUAAGUC